AUGACGACUACAUGCGCAGGGCGCGCUCCACCAAAUCUACCGUCGAAGGAGGACUUCCUGGCCAGUCUCGAACCAGACCCUUGUCCUAUCUGCUAUGAAGGAAUCUCAGAGCCGAUCAGAGUAGCGUGCGGUCACAAUUUCUGUGUCCGUUGCGCAAUCACGUGGUUUGAGGAUCAUAAUACAUGUCCGACAUGUCGGAAAGAGCUGUAUGUAGGGGAAGUGCCGGAAUUCUACGAGGAUGAGGGUGAUGGUGAUGAGGCCGUGAGUGGUCAUGUGGAUGCAGACUUUGGUGCACGGGAGGUUGAGGAAAUGAGUGCGCCGCUAGCAGGAACGACGAUUGCGCCAAGUGAUGAGGAUAUGGACAGCGACAUGCAACCGAAUCAUUCUACACGCGAGGCUGAGGAGAUGAAUCCACGCUCAGUAGGAUCGAUUAUCGUAACACCAACAAGUGAGGUCCUCCGGGCACGUCUGGAUCAGAGACAGAUGAGAAGAAACCGACAGGCAACACUACCUCAGCGCGAUAUGACCAAUAUGAACCGGUUUGUUGACCGGCUCAUCGAUGAUGACAACACACUUGACCUCCUUGCGGACAUGCCCCAUUACAUACCAACCCAUCGCCGCGGCUUUGGGGACUGGGAAACGGCGUAUAUGAGGGCUACUCGGGAGAUGACGCCAGCGACACCACAAGCUGAGCGCAGGUUAUACACGCCGUUCCCGGGGAACUCACGGGCUUACAGGGUCAGGGAUCCUACGCCUUUCCCAGAUUCUGAAGAUGACGCUUCACCUCCUCUGGCUUCCCUGAACGUCGGUAUGAGCCCGCCAUAUUCACCUCAGCAGAUGUCUGGCGGUGUGGAACGAUGGCGUGCACCAGAACUGGCCCCAGUCUCGGACCCUAGUAGGCAUGUCGAUAGCACCUCACGGAGUCAAGAGCUGGAAUCGCAGCGAGCCUUCAGUGAGACACGCAUAACGGGAAGUGCUCCACAACCUCGUAGAGAUGCGACGGCGGGGACUGGCACGACCUUUGAGACGAGAUGCCCAUGCGGAGCAUGGCUAGCCUCCGAAAUGCCCAAGGAGUGCCUCCGUGACUUCGAUGACAGACAAUGUGUACAAAGCAUCAUCAACGACCCAGGCUGUAAAGAAGUCCCUUUUCCAUCUCGCACCAUUACCCGGAACUCGACAAUCCCCUCCCUCUUCAACAGGACCCUCGCGACAUUGGAUACUCUCCGCGCUUGCCAAUCGUACCUAAGAGUCCGAGAUGUCAAGGAAGGCGAAACCGCCGACACCAAAGACGGCAAAAAGAAAGAAGCCCUCCUCGUCGCCAGUCUCGGCCACGGUCUUGAUGGCCACCCAGGUCUAGCACACGGUAGCACAAUCGCCACGCUCUUCGACGAAGGCCUUUCGCUCGGCGCAUUGCAGGUGCUGGAUAAGAAAUUCAUGACAGCGGAGUCGACGAUCAAGUACGAGGGAGCUGUGCCGACACCUAGUAAUUACUAUGUGGCUGCGAAGUGGUGGCAGGCGUGCUAA
Molecule: messenger RNA, 1524 nt
Organism: Fulvia fulva
Lineage: Eukaryota; Fungi; Ascomycota; Dothideomycetes; Mycosphaerellales; Mycosphaerellaceae
Exons: 5
Coding region: 1-1524 (507 amino acids)
Source: RefSeq, a predicted model, not a curated record